Molecule: messenger RNA, 531 nt
Organism: Euleptes europaea (tarantolino)
Lineage: Eukaryota; Metazoa; Chordata; Lepidosauria; Squamata; Sphaerodactylidae
Gene: TXNL4A
Product: thioredoxin like 4A
Exons: 4
Coding region: 279-494 (71 amino acids)
Biological process (GO): mRNA splicing, via spliceosome
Cellular component (GO): U4/U6 x U5 tri-snRNP complex; spliceosomal complex; U5 snRNP
Source: RefSeq, a predicted model, not a curated record
UCCUCAUUUACACAAUGGCUGGCAAGUAGACCAGGCCAUUCUUUCAGAAGAAGACCGUGUGGUGGUCAUUCGCUUUGGGCACGACUGGGAUCCUACUUGUAUGAAAAUGGAUGAAGUUUUAUAUAGUAUUGCUGAAAAGAAAUAGCAGAUUAAAGAGGGUGAUCGUUCGUCAUCCUCUUGCUUACGAGUCCAGUUGGGAUAUCGCUGCCAUAUAAAGAGUGAAAAACUUUGCUGUUAUCUACCUUGUGGAUAUCACAGAAGUACCAGACUUCAACAAGAUGUAUGAACUGUACGAUCCCUGUACAGUCAUGUUUUUCUUCAGAAACAAACACAUAAUGAUUGAUUUAGGCACAGGCAACAACAACAAAAUUAACUGGGCGAUGGAAGACAAACAAGAGAUGAUUGACAUCAUAGAGACUGUUUAUAGAGGUGCUCGUAAAGGUAGAGGUCUCGUUGUAUCACCCAAAGACUACUCAACAAAAUAUAGAUAUUAAUGCUUUGGAGCUUAAUAAAAUCAGUUUUUGUAUAUAA